ACCAUUGAGCCAAAAGUGAAAGUUUUCAUCUUCAGCCUAACACUCCAGGACUGCCCUCCCUCCAGGGAGAGCCCAGCCAGGCUGCUCUUCAGCCUUCUCCAAGCCAUAAAUAAAGACCCAGGGCUCAUCAUUGGGCUUGAUAUUAAUGCAUUCCUGAGUUGUUCAUCAAGUUCUAAGACAAGCACAUCUUGUUCUCUUACCGACAGCCUUGCCCUUCAGACUGAUCAGCAACAGGACCCUGAAGCACCGGUCGGCUCCUUAUCUCCCGGCUCGGCCUACCAGAGAGUGUGGGAAACAUUUGCUAACCAGUCCAGGGUGGAAAGAGAUGCUUUCCUGCAGGAUGUUUUCCCCGAUGGCUUCCUGUGGGGUGUCUCCACAGCAGCCUUUAGCGUGGAAGGAGGCUGGGCCGAGGGAGGAAGAGGGGCGAGUGUCUGGGACCACUACGGGCACCUGCACACUGCCGAGAGCCAAGCGACGCCAGAGGUGGCCAGUGACAGUUACCACAAGUGGGCCUCUGACGUCGCCCUGCUUCGUGGCCUCCAGGCUCAGGUGUACAAGUUCUCCAUUUCCUGGUCCCGGAUCUUCCCCACCGGGUAUGGGAGCAGCCCCAGCCUGCAAGGCGUCACCUACUACAACGAGCUGAUCGACAGCCUGCUGGACGCACACAUCCAGCCCAUGGCCACACUGUUCCACUGGGACCUGCCUCAGGCCCUGCAGGAUCAUGGCGGGUGGCAGAACGAGAGUGUGGUGGACGCCUUUCUGGACUAUGCGGCCUUCUGCUUCUCCACUUUUGGGGACCGCGUGAAGCUGUGGGUGACCUUCCACGAGCCAUGGGUGAUGAGCUAUGCAGGCUAUGGCACCGGCCAGCAUGCACCAGGCAUCUCUGACCCAGGGGUGGCCUCUUUUAAGGUGGCUCACUUGGUCCUCAAGGCUCAUGCCAGAACUUGGCACCACUACAACAGUCACCAUCGCCCACAGCAGCAGGGGCGUGUGGGCAUCGUGCUGAACUCAGACUGGGCAGAACCCCUGUCUCCAGAGAGGCCAGAGGAUCUGACAGCCUCUGAGCGCUUCUUGCACUUCAUGCUGGGCUGGUUUGCACACCCCGUAUUUGUGGAUGGAGAUUACCCAGCCACCCUGAGGGCCCAGAUCCAACAGAUGAACAAACAGUGCCCCAGUCCUGUGGCCCAGCUUCCUGAGUUCACGGAGGCAGAGAAGCAGCUCCUGAAAGGCUCUGCUGAUUUUCUGGGUCUGUCUCAUUAUACCUCUCGCCUCAUCAGCAAGGCCCAACAAGACUCCUGCACCCCUAGCUAUGAUUCCAUCGGAGGCUUCUCCCAACACAUGGACCCUGCAUGGCCCCAGACCUCAUCCCCUUGGAUUCGUGUGGUGCCUUGGGGUAUAAGGAGGCUGUUGCAGUUUGUAUCCUUGGAAUACACAAGAGGAAAAGUUCCAAUCUACGUGGCUGGUAAUGGCAUGCCCAUAGGAGAAAGUGAAAAUCUCCUCGAUGAUUCCUUGAGAGUAGAAUACUUCAAUCAAUAUAUCAACGAGGUGCUCAAGGCUGUCAAGGAGGACUCCGUGGAUGUUCGUUCUUACAUUGCUCGUUCCCUCAUUGACGGCUUCGAAGGCCCCUCCGGGUACAGCCAGAGGUUCGGACUGCACCACGUUAACUUCAACGACAGCAGUAAGCCAAGGACGCCCAGGAGAUCUGCUUACUUUUUCACCAACGUCAUCGAAAAGAACGGUUUCCUCACCAAGGAAGCAAAAAGACAAGCACCCCCUAAUACAGCAACCUUCCGCUCCAAAAUCAGAGCCUUCACUUUUCCAUCUGAGGUGCCCUCCAAGGCUAAAGUAGUUUGGGAAAAGUUCUCCAACCAAUCUGAGUUUGAAAGAGACCUGUUCUAUCACGGCACGUUCCGGGAAGACUUUCUCUGGGGCGUCUCCACAUCAGCCUAUCAGAUCGAAGGAGCUUGGGACGCUGAUGGCAAAGGCCCCAGCAUUUGGGAUAACUUUACCCACACACCAGGGAGCAACGUGAAAGACAAUGCAACCGGAGACAUAGCCUGUGACAGCUAUAACCAACUGGAUGCCGACCUGAAUAUGCUUCGUGCUUUGAAGGUGAAUGCCUAUCGCUUCUCACUGUCCUGGUCUCGGAUUUUCCCCACUGGGAGAAACAGUUCUGUCAACAGUCAUGGUGUUGAUUAUUACAACAGGCUAAUCGAUGGGCUGGUGGCAAGCAACAUCUCUCCCAUGGUGACACUGUUCCACUGGGACCUGCCCCAGGCCCUCCAGGACAUUGGAGGCUGGGAGAAUCCUUCCUUGGUUGAGUUGUUUGACAGCUAUGCAGACUUUUGUUUCCAGACCUUUGGUGACAGAGUCAAGUUCUGGAUGACCUUUAACGAGCCCGCAUACCAGGCAUGGCUGGGUUAUGGCUCGGGGGAUUUUCCCCCAGGGGUGAAGGACCCAGGCUGGGCACCUUAUAGCAUCGGCCAUGCAGUGCUCAAGGCUCAUGCCAGAGCCUACCAUACUUACGAUGAGAAAUACAGACCAAAGCAGAAUGGAGUCAUCUCACUGAGCCUCAGUGCACGCUGGGCAGAGCCCAAGUCACCGGGGGUCCCGAGAGACGUGGAAGCAGCUGACCGAACGCUGCAGUUCUCCCUGGGCUGGUUCGCCCACCCCAUUUUUAGAAACGGAGACUAUCCUGAUGCCAUGAAGUGGAAGGUGGGGAACAGGAGCGAGCUACAACAGUUAGCCACCACCCGCCUGCCAAGCUUCACUGAGGAAGAGAAGAACUACAUCAGGGCUACGGCUGACGUCUUCUGCCUCAACACCUACUCCUCCAGAAUCGUGCAGCAUAAGACACCCAGGCUAAACCCACCCUCCUACGAAGACGACCAGGAGAUGACCGAGGAGGAGGACACUUCGUGGCCUUCCACAGCUUUGAACAGAGCUGCACCCUGGGGGAUGCGGAGACUGCUGAACUGGAUCAAAGAAGAGUAUGGUGACAUCCCCAUUUACAUCACCGAAAACGGAGCAGGGCUGACAAGUCUGGACGUGGAGGAUACCGACAGGAUAUUUUACCAUAAAACCUACAUCAACGAAGCUCUGAAAGCCUACAGGCUCGAUGGUGUAGACCUUCGAGGGUAUGCCGCCUGGUCUCUGAUGGACAACUUUGAGUGGCUGCAUGGCUACACAGUCAAGUUUGGACUGUACCAGGUUGACUUUGAUGACGUGAGCAGGCCUCGCACAGCAAGAGCCUCUGCCACAUACUACACAGAGGUCAUCACCAACAACGGCAUGCCAAUGCCCAGGGAGGAUGAGUUUCUAUAUGGACAUUUUCCCGAGGGCUUCAUCUGGAGUGCAGCUUCCGCAUCAUAUCAGGUGAGGCGUGCGUGGAGAGCAGAUGGCAAAGGACUCAGUAUUUGGGACACGUUUUCUCACACACCCCUGAAGAUUUCGAAUGACGACAACGGAGACGUGGCCUGUGACAGUUAUCACAAGAUUGCUGAAGAUCUCGUUGCCCUGCAGAACCUGGGCGUGUCCCACUAUCGCUUUUCCAUCUCCUGGUCUCGUGUCCUCCCUGAUGGAACCAUCUCGUACAUCAAUGAAGCGGGGCUGAGCUACUACAUGCGGCUCAUCGACGCACUGCUGGCCGCCAACAUCAAGCCCCAGGUGACCAUGUACCACUGGGACCUGCCCCAGGCGCUCCAGGAUGUUGGCGGCUGGGAGAAUGAGACCAUCGUGCAGCGGUUCAAAGAGUAUGCGAAUGUGCUCUUCCAGAGGCUGGGGGACAAGGUGAAGUUUUGGAUCACACUGAAUGAGCCCUUUGUCAUUGCUACUCAGGGCUAUGGCUAUGGGACAGGAGCUCCAGGAAUCUCCUUUAGGCCUGGCACUGCCCCCUACAUCGUUGGUCACAACCUCCUAAAGGCUCAUGCUGAGGUCUGGCAUCUGUACGAUGAUGUGUACCGUGACAGUCAAGGUGGCAUCAUUUCCAUCACCAUCAACAGUGAAUGGGCUGAGCCUAGAAACCCCUCCAACCAGGAGGAUGUGGAGGCAGCCAGGAGACAUGUUCAGGUCCGUCUUUCCUCUGGGUACUACGACCAUCAAAUCUUUAAGAAUGGAGAUUACAGCGAAGAGAUGAAGACGCGGAUCCGCGACAGGAGCUUGGCCGCAGGACUCAGCAACUCUCGGCUGCCGGAGUUUACGGAGAGUGAGAAGACGAGGAUCAAUGGCACCUAUGACUUUUUUGGGUUCAAUUACUAUACCACUGUCCUGGCCUACAACUUCAACUAUGAUCCUGACAUCGCUUCCUUAGAUGCAGACAGGGGAGUUGCCACCAUCACAGAUCGCUCUUGGCCAGCCUCCGGCUCCUCCUGGCUGAAGAUGACACCUUUUGGCUUCAGGAGGAUCCUGAACUGGUUAAAGGAGGAGUACAACAACCCUCCAAUUUAUGUAACAGAGAAUGGAGUGUCCCAGCGGGGAGAAGACCUCAGCGACACCGCAAGGAUCUACUACCUCCGCAGUUACAUCAACGAGGCCCUCAAAGAUGCUGGACCCAGUGUCAGCCCCGUGAGAGAAGAGGAGGUUCAGUUCCUGGGGCUAACGCUCGGCUCAGCGGAAGCACAGACGGCUUUGUACAUACUUUUUUCUCUCGUGCUUCUUGGAGUCUGUGGCUUGGCAUUUCUGUCAUACAAAUACUGCAGGCACUCCAAGCAAGGGAAAACACAGGCAAGCCAACAGGAAUUGAGCACCAUUUCUUCAUUCUGACCCACAAGUUACCACUCCUCCAGAUCUGCAAGGCAGGCCUAGGUUCCUUAUAGAUACCUUUGCUGGCCGCAAAAUUUCUUGAUAUGAAUUCCUUAGGAUUCUGCCCAUACCGGAUUCUCUAUAAAAUCCUUCUGCACUGUAAGAGAUGACUUAGGUCUUGAAGGAUUUUGAGUUCCUGAUUAGAAUGGAAAUGUCUUGCCCCAGUAUUGGAAGCGCAUUGGGGCAUUAGAGGAGCCUGCAGGUGGCUCUGGUGGACAUGUGCAGAUGUUGGUCUAGUGGUCGUGUGAAUCACCUAAUUGAACUUAAGCCGGCUGUUAUAAGUUUCAGAGAUUUUAAGGUGGAACAGUGAAUAAAAACCACAGCAAUCCUUUGUGAAGAAGAAAGCCACUCUUUCGUGCAGAUGUACUGUCAUCUCUUGCCUUCUCCUCAAGUUCCCUCCUAGCCUUGCAUCUUGUGUUUCUCAGAAAAUAAAAACUGUACUGUGAACAGUG
Galeopterus variegatus (Sunda flying lemur) is the source of this 5252-nucleotide messenger RNA. RefSeq names its product lactase (gene LCT). Gene Ontology annotation, biological process: carbohydrate metabolic process. Lineage: Eukaryota; Metazoa; Chordata; Mammalia; Dermoptera; Cynocephalidae. The annotation marks the transcript as partial. The transcript has 14 exons. Gene Ontology annotation, molecular function: hydrolase activity, hydrolyzing O-glycosyl compounds. The record is from RefSeq and is a predicted model, not a curated record.